Colletotrichum godetiae is the source of this 1911-nucleotide messenger RNA. Its product is annotated as amino acid/polyamine transporter I. Lineage: Eukaryota; Fungi; Ascomycota; Sordariomycetes; Glomerellales; Glomerellaceae. The transcript is spliced from 10 exons. Bases 157 to 1758 code for a protein of 533 amino acids. The record is from RefSeq and is a predicted model, not a curated record. Gene Ontology annotation, biological process: transmembrane transport. Gene Ontology annotation, molecular function: transmembrane transporter activity. Gene Ontology annotation, cellular component: membrane.
GCCGAACAUAUCCGUCCCACUAAUUAGAUUUUUCAACGGCCCCUGGGCGGCCCGAAUGCUCCAUCUCCCAUAAGACGACGUCCUCUCCACCCGCAUUUGUUCGCUCCGACGUCGCUCAUUCGCUCAGCUUGGACCAACAUCGAGGACAUCAUCAAUAUGGCUGCAAUGACAGAGCGCCAAGAGGAAGGCGUCGCCAAGGACGCAAAUACCUUCCAAAGCGACCUAGAAGAUGAGUCUACAAAAGAUGACCGGGUGCUGGAAAACCUAGGCUAUAAGCCGGUGCUGCACCGGACAUUCAACACGUUUCAUAACUUUGCGACAACCUUCGCUGCUCUCUACUUCAUUGGUGGAGUUCGAGUGACAUUCUCUACUGGCAUUGCUGCUGGAGGUAACCUGGCCUACUGGACAAGUUUCAUCGUGACUUGCGUGUUCACUUUUAUCACCGCCGCGGUCAUUGCAGAAAUCUGCUCUUCUCUUCCACUCGCGGGAUCUAUUUACCUGUGGGCUGCUGAAGCUGGCGGACCCCGAUUUGGCAGGUUCUUCGGCUUCAUCGUUGCAUGGUGGAGUACCACGGCAUGGACGACUUUCUGUGCAAGCAACACACAAGCCGCUGUUAACUACAUGCUUUCGGAGAUUGUUGUAUUCAACCUCGACUUCCCUUCCGAUUCCUCAAGCGUCAAAUUCCGGGCUGUCCAAUGGAUCACUACAGAGAUCAUGUUGGCCUUGGCUGCCAUUUGGAAUCUGUUGCCUCCCCGCUACUUCAAAUGGAUUUUCUACCUGUCAACCGGGUUUGUCUUGUUGGAUUUUGUUCUGAACAUGAUCUGGCUGCCAGUCGCAACAAGCAAGAGUGAGUAUGGCUUCCGAUCUGCUCAUGAUGCUUUCAUGACCACCUACAAUGGGACCGGCGCUCCGGCAGGUUGGAACUGGUGUCUCUCGUAUCUUGCUACUGCCGGUAUCCUCAUCGGAUUCGACGCGUCGGGUCACGUUGCGGAGGAGACCAAGAACGCAAAUGUCGCUGCCGCUCGCGGUAUCUUUUGGAGUACUGUUGUCAGUGGGAUUGGUGGCUUCAUUGUCGUAAUCCUAUUCCUAUUCUGCGUUCCUGAUGCGGACACUCUUUUCUCAUUCGGCGGCGCUCAGCCUUUUGUGCCAUUGUACGCAGCCAUUCUCGGAGAGGGAGGGCACAUUUUCAUGAACAUUGUUUGCAUUGUGGCUUUGUGGUUUAACACUGCGAUUGCGAUUUUGGCUGCAUCGCGCCUGGUCUUCGCCGUAGCACGCGACGGAGUUCUCCCCUGGUCCCCGUGGGUUGCCAAAGUCGUCGAUGGCCAACCCAGAAACGCCGUCUUAGUAGUCUGGGGCGUGGCCUCUGUCAUCACCUGCACGAUUCUUCCGUCUUCAGUCGCCUUCACCUCCCUCGUCUCGGCAGCGGGUGUGCCUUCGGCCGCUGCUUAUGGUCUGAUCUGUCUUUGCCGAUUGUUCCUGACCCCAAAGCAAUUUCCGAAACCCGCGUGGAGCCUUGGACGCCUCAGUAAGCCUUUUCAAGCGAUCGCCGUCUUGUGGAACGGCUGGGUCGUUGCUGUGCUGUUCUCACCUUAUGCCUUCCCGGUUGAGGCAUCGACGCUCAAUUAUGCCCCCGUUAUCAUGGGCAUUGUCACAAUCUUCGCCAUACUUUCUUGGUGGUUCAUCCCUGCAGAAAGAUGGCUGCCAUCUCAAAGAAUCCAGGAGACGUUGCUUGCGGGAGAACGACCGAUUGAAGAGUAGGCGGAAUUCGGUACCCGAGAGAAAAUCGGCAAGCACUUCCUUCCCGGAUAAUAAUCAUUCAAUAGAAACCUCUAAUUAGCUAGAUAUGCAUUAUAAUCAAAGAAAAUAUGGACGGUGUGGUCGUCGAUAAAUACAUUUUUGCUCUACUCGCUA